AUGGCUCCGAAACGCAAUAAUAUGAUUCCGAAUGCGCACUUCCACAAGGACUGGCAGCGACGAGUGCGCACCUGGUUCAAUCAGCCGGCACGCAAGGAGCGUCGUCGUCGCAAUCGUUUCAAGAAAGGCAAACUGAUUGCACCGAGACCGGUUGCUGGGCGCCUGCGACCGAUGGUACGCUGUCCGACGAUCCGGUACAACAAGAAACUUCGCCUGGGCCGUGGCUUCACGUUGCAGGAGCUGAAAGCAGCCGGAAUCAGCAAGCGUGAGGCGCCAACAAUCGGCAUUGCUGUGGACUAUCGACGAACCAAUCGUUCGCUCGAAUCACUUCAGGUAAUCUCACCCGGUCUUUUUCCUGGCGUUUUUCUUUUUUUUUGCAUUAAAUCAAAGGACUUUUGGGCGAUUUUUUUGCCAUCCUCCAUGUUAUGA
Molecule: messenger RNA, 429 nt
Organism: Gongylonema pulchrum
Lineage: Eukaryota; Metazoa; Nematoda; Chromadorea; Rhabditida; Gongylonematidae
Source: the annotation of a GenBank genome assembly